Messenger RNA from Lactuca virosa, 819 nucleotides. The record is from the annotation of a GenBank genome assembly. Lineage: Eukaryota; Viridiplantae; Streptophyta; Magnoliopsida; Asterales; Asteraceae.
AUGUAUGGCUUCAUUGAUUAUCGAAAACAAAAGAAACAUUCUCCACAUAAACCGUUGGAAAAAGAAGAUGGUGAUUAUUUCUCCAUAACAAGUUUUGAUGGAGGAGUAGUGUAUGAUGACAUCUUGAAAGCAACAAAUGAUUUUGAUGAAGCAUACUCUAUUGGGACUGGAGGAUAUGGGACUGUGUACAAAGCCGUGCUACAACCUAACAAUGUGGUAGCUGUCAAGAAACUUCAUUCAUCAUCUGAGAAUGUCGAUCAUAAUGGAUUCCUUAACGAGAUACGAGCAUUAACCAACAUAAGGCAUCGAAACAUUAUGAAACUUUAUGGAUAUUGCUCACAUGCCCGCCACUCAUUUUUGAUUUAUGAAUACCUUGAAAAGGGAAGCCUUGGAUCAAUCUUAAGAAGUGAUGUUUUAGUACAAGAACUGGAUUGGUCGAAAAGGGCACAUAUUUCUGAUUUUGGUGCUUCCAAGCUUCUAAAGCUAGACUCAUCCAAUUGGACUGCAAUUGCAGGAACCUAUGGUUAUAUUGCGCCAGAGCUUGCUUAUACGAUGGUCGUGACCGAGAAAUGCGAUGUGUAUAGCUUUGGGAUCGUUGCACUAGAAGUGAUGAUGGGAAAGCAUCCUGGUGAACUGCCAACAUUGUCUGCUGAUUAUCUAGUGUUAUCAAGUGUUGGAGAUCGUCGUAUUCCACUUCCUUCAGAACAAGUUGAAAAAAAAGAGAAUUUGGUAUUGAAUCUCUCAAGAGCAUGUUUGAACUCGAAUCCACAAGAAAGGCCAGCAAUGCGCCAAGUUUCAAAUCUGUUGAUGAAGGCUUGA